Brassica napus (rape) is the source of this 1949-nucleotide messenger RNA. RefSeq names its product F-box protein At3g60790-like. The transcript is spliced from 4 exons. Gene Ontology annotation, molecular function: protein binding. Lineage: Eukaryota; Viridiplantae; Streptophyta; Magnoliopsida; Brassicales; Brassicaceae. The record is from RefSeq and is a predicted model, not a curated record. The coding region runs from base 459 to 1877 and encodes 472 amino acids.
AAUUCCAGAGUUUUAUUGGAACUAUGUAUGUCAGUUUUAUAUUAAAAAAAAAGUAAAGUACAUAGUGUGAACACAUUUAUGAAUAUAGUAUGAACGCGUUAGCAUAUUUAUUAUCAAAUCAUUGUGAGACUGCCACAUGUCUAUUAUAUUGUGAAUGCAUUUAUUACAAUGCUUAUCUUUUAAUAUAUAAGGGAGUCAUUUUUAUUUACAAAAGAAUAAUUAAUUUCUAUGUAUACACAUAUGCCAAAAAAGGAAACACAAUACGUAAAUCAAAAUUUCUAAGGUCAAAAGGAAAUAAAAAUAAAGUAGUCAAGAAAAUAAACUACUUAAUAUGACUAAACAUUAAUUCCUUCGUGUCUUCAUAAGCUCCAUUUUUUUAUUUUUUAAUAUCUCCCAUUGUCUCAACAUUAAAACUCUCUCGCUUUAGUUUUUCUCUCAUCUUCUUUGAUUGAAAAGCCAUGAAGAGACACUCAUCAUCAUUGUCAUCAUCAUCACCUGAUGCAAAAAUCAGAAAGCUACAUCAUCCUUUCAUUGAUGGUGAUUGUAUCAGCGAACUCCCAGACGAUCUAUUACGAAUGAUCCUUUCAAAAUUGUCCACUGAAGAAGCUGUGAUGACAAUUCUUUUAUCACCACUAUGGAUGGAUUUGUGGAAAUGGAGACCUCAUUUCGUCUUGGAUAUGAAAAGGAUCUUGGAUAAAACUCCCACCAGACUUUGGGACAAAGUUUCCGCUCAGUUGGCUAGUUCAAUGGACAAGACGUUCAGAAAACACCGCGGCAACCUGGAGAGCUGCACUAUCACAUCGCGAUGUAAUGAUGUUACACUUCAAAAUUGGAUCCGACGUGCGACUCGUGUGAAACACACUAAAGAUCUCACGCUAAACUAUAUACAUGGUCAUAAGAGACGUUACAGAGGAACACAUACGGUCGACAUGCUCCCAGAAAUAUUUUCGCAUCCUAGCCUCACUUCACUGUCACUUAGUGGAUACACUCUACUAAGAAGACGUGCCUUCAUUAACUGUGGGAAUCUUAAGACCCUCAAGCUUUUGAACAUGUUCCUCUUUCGGGUUAGUACCCUUAGGCGCGUUUUGGCAGCUUGCUCCUCCCUCGAGGUGAUUGUGUUGGAAAUCGUUUUCUUAAGCGGGCUUGGUGUGUUGAAGAUUGGGAACAAAAAUUUGAAGUUCUUGCAAGUGACUUUCCCUGACUAUGUUGAGAGGAUUGAAGUGAACGCACCCUGUCUAGAUGUUCUAGACAUCAGGGAUAUCAAAUGUGAGAGCAAGAAUAACUUCAUCCUCACUGCUCCUAACAUCCAGUUUGACAGAAACUAUUGGGUUUCUAGGUGUGUUUAUCGUCCUCACAUUAGCUAUAGUGUAUCAGAACUUGUUCAGGAGACAAAACACAUUUGGUAUGAGCUCCUGGUGAGUGACUUUCAUGGUAUGCCAAGGCAUGGAACUUUAUCGGUGAGUGUAGACAUAACUAAUCCUAAAGAAGUGAAGAUAUUGAAGGAACUUUUGCUUAUGUGGACUACUUACAAAAUGAUAGAGCUUGAGAUUUUGUUCAAGACCAACAAUGCUUCUAGAGAAGAAGAAGGUGAAUGUUUUAGUGACGGCAUAGCACACGGGAAGUUGUGGGAGAAUGCAACACCGUUCCCUAACGCAGAUUUUCGCGUUUAUAAAGUGUGGAUGUAUAACUUCGAUGGUUCGAGUAAGGAGGAGUUUGCGUUUGCCUCACGUUUUGUGAUGCAAAAGACUGUGAUGAUGAAGAUGAUGAUCGAGACCUCAUCGUAUCCACCGAUGAAGAAGUUAGAGGUAGAAGCAGCUGUGGCAAAGCUAAUGGAACUUCCUAAAGGUAAUGAAGAGCUUAGUAUUGAAUGCUUCUGAUGAGAGUUUGUUUCUAGUCUAUAUAUUGCUAGUAUAAACUAUUUACUAGUCUUGCUCAAAAAAAGAAAAACU